Klebsormidium nitens is the source of this 1005-nucleotide messenger RNA. The record is from the annotation of a GenBank genome assembly. Lineage: Eukaryota; Viridiplantae; Streptophyta; Klebsormidiophyceae; Klebsormidiales; Klebsormidiaceae.
AUGGCAUUUGUACUCGUUUACGCCAACAUCUCAACGUUUCAAAGGGGCUGUGCACACCGCGGCGAGGCAGACGAAAUUCAGGCUCUGGGGUUAUAUGCCAUCAACGGACGCACCUCGGAGGAGAUCACUGUGUUCCUUCUUGGAAGCGGCGGGAAUGGCAAGGGAGUAUGCAAGCAGAUGCUGGAGAUCACGCUGGGCGAAUACUACGGCGUGAUUUCCAAGGACGCCGUGGUCAAGGCCCCCGGACAACACCCGCCGUCCAAGGGCGCUGCCACGGGCUACCUCGCCGAGCUCCAGGGAAAGCGGGUGGCCGUGACGGACGAGACGAGCCCGGGAGAGCGCGUCGACCUAGGGAACGUGCUCAUGAUGACCGGCGGGGGCAUGGUCGCCUCCCGGCUCCUCUACCAAAACAACGUCUCCUUCCGGUUCACCCACACGCCCUUCAUCCAGACCAACUAUGACCCCGAAAUUCCCCCGACCCUAGCCAAGCAGCCAAACAUCGCCCGCCGCCUCAUCGUGGUCCACUUCCCAAACGAGUACGUGACCGAGAACAAGUUUGACGAGACCAACCCAAACCACAGGCACGUGGACAUUGGGUUGAAGGGCCGGAUGGAGAGUCAGGCGGUCCGCGAGGAGUUCCUCACGUUCCUCGUCCAGGGAAGUCGGGCCUGGUACGAGGACCCCACGGUCUUGCGCAGGCAUCCGGCGGCCGUCCAGGCGGCCUCAAUGGCAUGGCUGCGGCGCGGAGACAAGCUGCAGAUCUUCCUGCAAUCGGAGCACUGCGUGCACGACCCGUCGGAGACGCCCGACAAUGCCAAGACGGUCACAUGGGAGGACGAGUUCUGGACGCAGUUCCAGAGAUUCACAGGGGUCAAGAUUGCCAAGGAGGAGUUGGCUAGGCAGAUGCGAGAGAAGGGUUACGCGAGAACGAAGCGAGCCGGCCGUUAUGACGGGUCAUCCCAGCGGAGCUCGUGCUAUAUAGGCUUCAAGUGCGAGUAUGAUUGA